AUGAUAAUAUUUAAAUAUUUAAUUUCAUUAUUAUUAUUAUUUAGUUUAAUUAGCAAUGUCUUUUGUAUCAUCAAAGUAAAUCCAAGUAAUCAAUUUUUUAUUGAUGAAUAUAACAGAGUAAGACUAUUCCAUGGGGUCAAUGUAGUUUAUAAAAUACCACCAUUCCAUCCAUCAUUAGGCGAAUUUGAUCCAGUAACAUCAUUUAAUCAAGAAGAUAUUAAUAAUUUAGAAUCAUGGGGUUUUAACGCUGUUAGAUUAGGUGUUAUGUGGCCAGGUGUAGAACCAGAGUAUGAUCAAUUUAAUCAAACCUAUUUAUCAAUUAUGAAGGAAUUAGUCGAACAAAUGGCAGAAUCAAAUAUCUAUACCCUUAUAGAUUUUCAUCAAGACUUAUUAAGUAGAAAGUUCUGUGGUGAAGGUAUUCCAGAUUGGGCUGUAAAUUUUACAAAUACCGACAACUUUCCACUUCCUGUAGCUAAAACCUAUCCAAAAAAUAGUCAAAGUUACCCAGAUUUAAACCAAUGUCUAAAUAAAGAUUUUGGUGUUUAUUAUUUUUCAAAAGAUGUAGGAGAAUUAUUUCAAAUGCUUUAUGACAAUACAAAUGGACUACAAGAUCAAAUGAUUGACUAUUGGAGAGUUUUAGUAAAGACUUUUAUGGAUUUAGAUACAGUCUUAGGCUAUGAAAUUAUUAAUGAACCUUGGGCAGGAGAUAUCUAUGAAAACAUAGAAUACAUCUUAAAACUAGGUUAUGCAGACGAAAAGAAUCUUUUACCAUUAUACCAAGCAGUUAAUCAAGCCAUUAGAGAAAUUGAUCAAGAACAUUGUGUUUUUUAUGAAAAAGCAUUAACCGACCUUAUCCAUUCACGUUUCCCAGCCGGAACUCCAGGUGGUGUAGAAUACAACGAUAGACAAGUUUUAAGCUACCAUAUAUAUUGUGGUACCACCAGACAAGGUAAUCCAAGACAUACUUCAGUUUGUGAUGGAGAAGAAGAUCUAUUCUUUGAAGGUGCCAUGGAUGAUCUUAAAAGAACUGGUGGUGGUGGCUUUAUGACCGAGUUUGGUGCAGUUUCAAAUGAAACCAAUUCAAUUGACAUGUUAAACUAUUUAACAGGACACGCAGACAAAUAUUUACAAAGCUGGACCUAUUGGCAACUAAAAUACUAUAACGAUAUUACCACAGCAGGCUCAACCGAAUCACUUUAUUUACCAAAUGGCGAAUUAGAUAUUCCAAAGAUCACUGCACUUAGUAGAACCUAUGCACAAGCUAUUGCUGGUGUACCCCAAGCAAUGAAAUAUGAUACUACCGAUGCCACAUUCACACUAACCUAUACUAUAGAUACAACCAUUACCCAACCAACAAUAGUUUAUUUAAACGAACAGCUUCAAUAUCCAAAUGGCUAUACUGCUAAAAUUACUCAAGGCACUGCCACUCUUGAUCAAUCCAAGACCAAUUAUAUUUUAAUUACACCAUCAUCAGCUACCCAAAAUCAAUCAACCAUUACAUUAACAGUAACUAAAAAUUAA
This is a messenger RNA of Dictyostelium purpureum, 1521 nucleotides long. RefSeq lists its product as uncharacterized. The transcript has 2 exons. Bases 1 to 1521 code for a protein of 506 amino acids. Lineage: Eukaryota; Evosea; Eumycetozoa; Dictyosteliales; Dictyosteliaceae. The record is from RefSeq and is a predicted model, not a curated record. Gene Ontology annotation, molecular function: hydrolase activity, hydrolyzing O-glycosyl compounds.